AGUCGCACUGCUCAGGUAGCCGGUAAGUAAUAAGCCAGGACCUUGAGCUGAAGUGAAAACAUAGGACGAGAGAGCUUGCAGGGAAUAAACACUGAGGCCUAACAUGCGCCAGGCGGUUUGAUUCACCAAGGUUUACCUGAGAGUCACCCCUACCUGUGGGCCGAGGAAGCCGGAAUGUACUCCAACUCACAGACGGCCAGGCUCCCGGCUCAGACACUGUCACUGAACAGUCAGUACAUCUCAACUCCGUAUGACUUCACCGGUUACCAUCACGUCCCGGGAGUCGGUGAGCCGACGACAGGUGCAUGGAACCCCAUGUACACUCCCCGGGAGGAGUAUCCCUACAGCUUCCCGGGGUCAAGCCCCAGCUUCGGCCAGGUCAACUUCUCUUCCUCUGAGUUAAACGGCACGCCCACCCCCGCUGGUGGGGGGUCGUCCAACCCGUACAACUUCAUUUCCGGACAGGACCCCUUCAGCUCCAAGAGGAGACCCCAAGACUCCAUCAGACCGCCCGUUUCAGUAGGAAAGACUCGCACUCACGACAAGUAUAGGGUGGUGUACACUGAUCAGCAGCGCCUGGAGCUGGAAAAGGAGUUUCAGCACAACCGCUACAUCACCAUGAGGAGGAAGAGUGAGCUGUCAAUGGCACUGAGCCUCUCUGAGAGACAGGUGAAGAUCUGGUUUCAGAACAGACGUGCAAAAGAGAGGAAGGUAACCAGGAAGAAGCUGCAGCACUCCCAGCAGGCCUCUACCACUACACCCACCCCACCUGUGCUGGGUGGACCAGCUGACACCCACAUCCCCACCAGCCCCAGCAGCAACAUUUUGUCUGACACAGUGCCAGAAGAAUACUAGCUGGAUUUCACAUUGCACAGAUUCUGCAAGAAAGAUGUACAUAGUGUGUGUUUUGUUUGCCACAGAAUUAAUAAGAGAAUGCUGCACUUCCCUACCUUUAAAAAUAACAAGCACUUCAUAUCAGUUGCAUUGAUCAUUCCCACUAAACAUUUGCCAGGCAUAAAAAUGUAAAUAUGGAUCAUUAUCAGCACCAAGACACUGAUUUUAAAGACCAAGAAUUACUGGAUAACUUGUCACUUGUUAAAUCUUUGUGCCGUCUUUCACAAUUUCUGGUGAAAGUUCAAAUUUAGAAGUUCCUCUGUCUUUAAUGUACAGAGAUUUUGAAAUCCAACUGAAUUUUUGUUCACAGCAUAAGACUGCAAAUGAUAUUGCAUCUGGUCAAUUAAUAAGAAUUAGGAUAGGAUACGUGUAUGUGUGUUUUUUUUGUGUCUAUUUUUUCUAGGUGUUUCAAAUUAAGGAAGUCAAAAACAAACUUUUAUAACAAACAGUUAAACAACAAUUUAAUGUUCCCUAUGUGGAAUUAUGUUGAUGCAGUUUACUGUUUACUUUCAAAAGUAAAGACUGGUGAGUUUCAGAUUAGAGAGAGGAAGGCAGCAGUUAUAUGGAAGGCUUGAAUGCAAAAAAAAAAAAAAAAAGAAGUUAAAAAUAAGGAAGUGCAAGUCAUGGGACUCUGACCUGAAAACAAAUGCUUUGGUUUUUGCUUUUAUUUGUCAACAGCUUUAUAACCAGGCAUGAAAAUGAAGUGACAACUCAUGUUUUUUUUUAUUUGCUUUAGAUAUAAUGUCUUUAUCAUUUCUUUUUUUAAAUAGGACUGAGAGAAAUGUGCUUUAAAAAGACUCUGGAAUAAGACAUUCAGACAAAGUCACAUCCUGUAAAAAUGGCCACAGUCAUUGUUCUGCUAAACACACACAUAUCUGAAGAGAAAUCAGUCUCUGCUCCUCUAGUCCUCUGAGUCUAUAGUACUGUAAGUAAUGUAUGCACUGUUAAAGUAUGUUCACUACAGAGUGUUCACAGAUUGUUUUAGAUUGUUCCUUUUUGAGGCUCACAAAAGUGGAAGGAAAAAUGAUAAUUUUAGCUAUGUAAAUUUAGUCUUAUCAUAGCUGGUUGAGCAAGGCAAAAACACAGCAAUUUUCAAAAUAAACCACUGUCUAGACCAGCAUGUAUGCGCAACUCCUGUUUUCUACCAGUCUUUUGUGCAAUUAAAAAGUUUUCCUUUU
Molecule: messenger RNA, 2072 nt
Organism: Labrus bergylta (ballan wrasse)
Lineage: Eukaryota; Metazoa; Chordata; Actinopteri; Labriformes; Labridae
Gene: cdx1a
Product: caudal type homeobox 1a
Biological process (GO): cell differentiation; embryo development; regulation of transcription by RNA polymerase II
Cellular component (GO): nucleus
Molecular function (GO): RNA polymerase II transcription regulatory region sequence-specific DNA binding; DNA-binding transcription factor activity, RNA polymerase II-specific
Source: RefSeq, a predicted model, not a curated record